This is a messenger RNA of Mus caroli (Ryukyu mouse), 6690 nucleotides long. It is a transcript of the gene Pitpnm3, whose product is annotated as PITPNM family member 3. Lineage: Eukaryota; Metazoa; Chordata; Mammalia; Rodentia; Muridae. Gene Ontology annotation, cellular component: cytoplasm. Gene Ontology annotation, biological process: phospholipid transport. The record is from RefSeq and is a predicted model, not a curated record. Gene Ontology annotation, molecular function: phosphatidylcholine binding; phosphatidylcholine intramembrane carrier activity; phosphatidylinositol binding.
GGCGGCGCGGAGGGGGGGCGGCGCGGUCGCCGCUCGGCUCCUUUAAGGGAGCGGGAGGGAGCGGCGAGGCGGCGGCGGUUGCGGUGGAGGCGGCCGAGCGAGCGGGGCGGGGGCGCGGGGCGCGGCGCCCGGAGAGUCCGCUCCGGCCGAAGGCGCCGGGGCCGGGCCGGGAGCGAGCAGCACGGGCAGCACAGCGGAGCCCGCCGCCCGGGACAUGGCCAAGGCGGGCAGCGCAGGUGGCCCUUCCCCGGGUGGUGGCGCCCCCUGGCACCUUCGGAAUGUCCUCAGUGAUUCGGUGGAGAGUUCAGAUGAUGAAUUCUUUGAUGCUAGAGAGGAGGUGGCUGAAGGAAAGAAUGCCAUCCUUAUUGGAAUGAGCCAGUGGAGCUCCAAUGACCUGGUAGAGCAGAUCGAGACCAUAGGGAAGCUGGAUGAGCAUCAGGGAGAUGGGGCCACAGCGUGCACAUCCAGCAUCCUGCAGGAGAAGCAGCGAGAACUGUACCGGGUUUCCCUCAGAAGGCAGAGGUUCCCAGCCCAAGGAAGUAUCGAGAUUCAUGAAGAUGGCGAGGAAGGCUGCUCACAGCGCUCCUGCAAGACACACGUCCUUCUGCUGGUGCUGCAUGGGGGCAACGUCCUGGACACCGGCUCUGGUGACCCUUCCUGCAAGGCGGCCGACAUUCACACUUUCAGCUCUGUGCUGGAGAAGGUCAUGCGUGCCCACUUCCCUGCUGCCCUGGGACACAUCCUCAUCAAGUUUGUCCCUUGUCCUGCCAUCUGCUCGGAGGCUUUCUCGCUCGUCUCUAACCUGAACCCCUAUAGCCACGACGAGGGCUGCCUCGGUUCCAGCCAGGACCACGUGCCCCUGGCUGCCCUUCCCCUGCUGGCCAUCUCCUCCCCACAGUACCAGCACGCUGUUGCCACUGUCAUCGAGCGAGCCAACCACAUCUAUGGCGAGUUCCUCAAGUCCUCUGAUGGGAUUGGCUUCAAUGGGCAGGUGUGUCUCAUCGGGGACUGUGUGGGCGGCCUCCUGGCUUUCGAUGCUAUCUGCUACAGUGCGGGACCCUCAGGGGACAGCCCUGGCAGCAGCAGCCGGAAGGGGAGCAUCAGCAGUACCCAGGACACCCCUGUGGUGGUGGAAGAGGACUGUAGUCUGGCCAGCAGCAAGCGGCUCAGUAAGAGCAACGUCGAUGUCUCCAGUGGAGUGGAGGAUGAGGACCCCAAGAGGCCGUUGCCUCGGAAACAGAGUGACUCCUCCACAUAUGACUGCGAGGCUAUCACCCAGCAUCAUGCCUUCCUCUCAAGCAUCCACUCCAGUGUGCUGAAGGAUGAGGCUGAGGCUCCUGCAGCUGGCACCCCCCAGCUCUCUGAGGUCAGCCUGGGUCGCUUUGACUUUGAUGUGUCUGACUUCUUCCUCUUCGGCUCACCGCUGGGCCUGGUCCUGGCCAUGCGGAGGACAGUGCUGCCUGGGAUAGAUGGUUUCCAGAUGCGUCCUGCCUGUAGCCAGGUCUACAGCUUCUUCCACUGUGCAGAUCCCUCUGCUUCACGGCUUGAGCCACUGCUGGAGCCCAAGUUCCACCUGGUGCCUCCUGUCAGCGUGCCUCGCUACCAGAGGUUCCCCCUGGGCGAUGGACAGUCUCUCCUGCUCGCUGAUGCCCUGCACACCCACAGCCCCCUAUUCCUGGAGGGAAGCUCCCGGGGAAGCCCCCCGCUUCUGGAUGCCCCUGCCUCGCCCCCUCAGGCCCCAAGAUUCCAGCGCACAGAACGGAGGCUAAGUGAAGGCAGCUCCCAUAGCGACAGUUCAGAGUCCUCGGACAGCCUGGCACCUAUGGGUGCCUCCCGCAUCACAGCCAAGUGGUGGGGAACCAAGAGGAUUGACUAUGCCCUGUACUGCCCAGAUGUCCUCACCGCCUUCCCCACAGUGGCUCUGCCUCACCUCUUCCAUGCCAGCUACUGGGAGUCUACCGAUGUGGUCGCCUUCAUCUUGAGACAGGUGAUGCGUUACGAGAGUGCAAGUGUGAAGGAGAGCACUGGUCUGGACCCCACAGCUCUGAGCCCUGCUAACCCCCGUGAGAAGUGGCUGCGUAAGCGAACCCAGGUCAAGUUGCGGAACGUUACUGCGAACCACCGUGCCAAUGAUGUAAUUGCUGCUGAGGAUGGCCCCCAGGUCUUGGUGGGGCGCUUCAUGUAUGGCCCUCUUGACAUGGUAGCUCUGACUGGAGAGAAGGUGGACAUCCUGGUGAUGACCGAGCCGUCGUCAGGCCGCUGGGUCCACCUGGACACAGAAAUCACCAACAACAGUGGCAGAAUCACAUACAAUGUGCCCCGGCCCCGGCGUCUGGGGGUUGGUGUCUACCCUGUAAAGAUGGUGGUCAGGGGUGACCAGACCUGUGCGAUGAGCUACCUCACGGUGCUUCCCCGAGGCAUGGAGUGUGUUGUGUUCAGCAUUGACGGGUCCUUUGCCGCCAGUGUGUCUAUCAUGGGAAGUGACCCCAAGGUCCGGCCAGGUGCAGUGGAUGUUGUUCGGCACUGGCAGGACCUGGGCUACAUGAUCCUUUAUAUCACGGGGCGGCCGGACAUGCAGAAGCAGCGGGUGGUGUCGUGGCUGUCCCAGCACAACUUCCCACAGGGCAUGAUCUUCUUUUCGGAUGGACUGGUGCACGACCCACUGAGGCAGAAGGCCAUCUUCCUUCGCAACCUCAUGCAGGAGUGUUUCAUCAAAAUCACUGCUGCCUACGGCUCCACGAAAGAUAUCUCUGUCUACAGUGUGCUGGGCCUCCCUGCCUCCCAGAUCUUCAUUGUAGGCCGGCCCACCAAGAAGUACCAAACCCAGUGCCAGUUCCUGAGCGAAGGCUACGCAGCACACUUGGCGGCACUGGAGGCCAGCCACCGCUCUCGCCCCAAGAAGAACAACUCGCGCAUGAUCCUGCGCAAGGGCAGCUUUGGGCUGCACGCGCAGCCAGAAUUUCUGCGCAAGCGCAACCACCUGCGCAGGACCAUGUCGGUGCAGCAGCCGGACCCACCGGCCGCCAACCCCAAGCCCGAGCGGGCGCAGAGCCAGCCCGAGUCCGACAAGGACCACGAGCGGCCGCUGCCGGCUCUCAGCUGGGCGCGUGGGCCCCCCAAGUUCGAGUCGGUGCCCUGAGGGGUGGGCGGUGCUCAGUACCGUGGGCGCAGCUAGGCGGCCUGCAGGGAUGGGAAGGGUUGCCUUCUCCCCGACACAGGCGUUUUCCUGCUUUUUCCCUCCCGUGUCUGUCCAGCAGUGUCCGACCAGAGCAGGGAGGGACCUUACCCUGACAUUGGGGAGCUCUCUGGGCUGAGAUGGGGUGAAACCCGGGGUGUCUCAGUGAAGUCGCCGCCGCCUCCCCACUCCUGUGCCCGCAAGCUGGAGUCAGGGGUAAUGUUUGUGUGUGUGAGACCCUGGGGCCAAGCCUGCCUGUGCCAGUAUUUGGAUAAAGUUGACCAUCUUUUUGCGUGCUAGGUUUCUGUAGCCGCACUAGGCAGGCUCUAACAAGAGAAGCCCCUAGCGCUGGCUGGGCACGCGGCCAGGCAGGUGGCCGAUUGCAGGUACAGCAACUGUCUGUAGAGGAGAAAGUGGCAUUUGUGUCUGCCCUCCUUGUGAUAUCCGGGCACCACUUUGGGGCUGGCUGUCUUAUGACACAGAGAGAUCGCUUUAUGGGAGAAGAUAUUCCCUGGGUCCAAUCUAUGUAUGUGGAGUUUGUCCACAAUCCUGGGGACUGGGCCUGGUGCUGACUGUUUGUCUUGCAGCUGUCCUCUGUCUCCUUUCUUGUUCUCAGUAUCCUUAUUCUCCUGUGGCCCUUGAAGACAGUCCUCUUCCCUGAAUCUUGCCUUGGACUCCUCCCACUUGGUCUGGCUGUGUGCCCUGGAGUCUGUAGCAUAUCUCACUCUUUGGGCCCUGCCUUUUUUUUUUUUCUGUAACUAGAGAGGGGGGCCUUCUGGCUGAGAUGGGUACUGGGUUUGACUCCUAGGCCGCCCAGCGUUUCUGCUCUAUGGGGCUUUUCAGGAUGCCCUGUGGGCCUCCUCCUUAUCCCACCCCACCCCAUCCUUGGAGAAAGGUUCUGGGGGUGGGGCUGAAAGGGAGUCCAGCAUUUCAGAGGAAGACCCUACUUCAUGGAGAACAAGUUGAUUUGUGUAACACAGAGGGAAACAGAAACUGCUUCCCUCCACUAACAAAAGGUGACAGCAUGGCUGCCCUUCCCAUAGCUCUGUUCAGACUCACAGUUCCCUUUAGGUUUCUGGAUUGCACAGAGCUGAGAUCUUGGGUUCUGGAGGUUCAUGGAAUAUUGGCUCAAACCAUUGUAUUCUCUUCCUCUCCCUGGCCACUCAGUUUGGUUUGAGCCUAGAACCUCCUCUAGGGUAGGUAGACCCCUUAGGGUGGUGGCAAGGGCGGGCAUGUCUCCUUGCUGCCAAGCCCUUGGCCUUGGCACAGGCCUCCUUUUGCUCUCUGGCCCAGGCUGAUACCUGUUGCAUGGUCACCUGGGUGUCUUGGGGCCCUCUGGGCUGCCACUGAGGCCAGGGCCAAGUACCUGUGUACACUGCAGGCACAUGCCAGCCCAGUGUCGCUUCUGCUCAAUGUCUACCUCUUGCAGCUCCCAUGCAGCCAGUGGUGGCUGCCGAUGGGGGUGACUGGCACCAUGUUGUGAGUUGCCCAGCAACCCGGGUGCCUCCCUGAGGCUGGAGGGGUGGGGUGCGGGCUCCCAGUACCCACUCUGCCCUUUCCACUCAAAUGUCUUCUCCAGCCUGCCAGCUCCUGUUCCCUCUGCCCAUCCUGUCCCAUCUGCCAGCUCUCCACUGCACCAUCAGCACUGCAUUCAGCAAACGAAACCCAGCACUGCCAGGGGGGCUACAGAGCAGACAAGAAGGCGUGGGACCAGCUUCUGCUUCCUCCUCCACAUUCCUCCUAGAAGUUCAUACCUGUCCCCAGCCCCCCAAAUCAUCCUUGCCUCUCUUUUGGUACCAGCUCGUAUGGCAUAGGCACCUUAAUCCCAGUCCUUUCCCUUAGUGCUGUGAUUUGAGUUCGGACAGACCCGUUUCUCUCAUCUCCGCUCAGCAGGAGCCACUGAGUCUAACUUUCAAAUGAUAAAUAUUCCGCCUCUCCCUUCUCUGAGAACCCCCCAGGCUGAGUGCAUGUGUGAGUGGGGAGCCCCCAGGGAGACUAGAGCCUGGGACAGGGCUCUGUGUGGGCCAGAGCCAGCCAGAGGCCCCACCCCUCUUUCGCUUGGAUGACCCCUUUUGUGAGAUGUCCCUGGAGUGCAGGUGUUGCAACCACCACCCUAGGAGCUAUGGCGGCCUGCGAGGUGCGCUUCCUGGCAAGUACUCUGUGCGUGAUUCCUACUAGUGCUUUGUUGAGUUGAGUCAGAGACAAAAGGAACCUAUUCCCAGUGUUCUCCAGGAGGUGUGCUGGCGCCUCCUCCAGUAUUCCUGUGACCCUCCAUCCAGCUGUUUUUCUAGUUACCUCUAGCUCCUGGUGUGCCUGCUCUCCAGCUGCUGGAAACACGUUCCUGCUUGACCAAAGUUCCCGUAUCUGAGUGGCAUGUUUGUUCUUCCCGUGUGGUGGCUGUCCUGCCCCGGCUGAGGGAUGCCUGAUAAUUUCCUUUAUCCCUUGUCCUGUUGUGGGUGGCUGGAGUCUGUUCUUCCAGCUUCAUACCCCCCCCCCCCCCCGAGACUGACCUCUCCCUUAAGCACCAUGAGAUAUUUUUAAAGAAGUAAAUUAUUUUCAUGCAUUCAGACAAACAGCCUUCCUGCCUGGGUGCUGGGCUACAACAUAUGUAUCUGAGCCCCGGGAUUCCUGAGAUUACUGGGGUGCUCCUCUGAAGGAGGGGAGGCUGUAUCUAAUGGUUUUUAAACUGUACUUUGGGUACUUUGCAACCCAGAGCUAUGCCCGGGAAGUGUCCUGCAGACAAAACAUGGCACCUAUAGAAGACUGGACCCUGCCAGACCGGUGCCCCCAAGUCUGGAGGAGGUGCCACUUUUGCAGGCAUGCUCCACAUUUGGCUCAGGUGAAGCCCCACCUGGGAGGGGCACCCCUGACUGUAGGAGCGUUGCAGUUGACCCCGCCUUAAACAACCAACUUUCCAGUGGAAUUCCCAGGGUUCCAUUCCAAGUGCUCUGGAAAAAAAAAAGUCCCCUUUUCUUUCCUUCUGGGCUUGGGAGGAAUUUCUUAUAUACCCAAGUUAAAGGUUUAGUACAAGUAGCAAGGCCCGGUUGAGUUCUGAUCUUGUUGGGAAACUAUCAGGAAGGUUAGGAAGAAAAAUCAGAGUUUGAGUCCACGCUCUGGAAGAGAUGGGGGACACCAGGAGCGGGAGGCCAGGAGGGUGGCCAGCGAAAGACAUUCCCCCUCAGACUCAGACCCACUGUCCCUUUCUCUCUGUUUACUCAGUGGUGGCAGCCGGUCUGACCUUGUCUGCGGUCUGCCUGUCCCUGUGUGUAACUUCCAGUCCACUCUGUGGUGGAUGGUCCUGUGAUAGAAAAGGCUUAUUUUAGUCCUCAUGGCUGCCUUGUACAAAAUCUGUUAGAAAAGAAAAUGUAAAAUACCCGAUUUCUAACAAGACAAAAAAAAAAAAAAAAAACAGCAUUACGGAGUUAAAAGAUUUUUACAAUUGGUCUUGAUUUUGAUGUGAGCUGUUUUUAACUCUGAAACAUUGUCACUUAAAUAAAAACCUUAUUUGCCUUUAA